Caenorhabditis auriculariae is the source of this 810-nucleotide messenger RNA. NCBI's taxonomy places the organism in Eukaryota, Metazoa, Nematoda, Chromadorea, Rhabditida, Rhabditidae. The record is from the annotation of a GenBank genome assembly.
AUGGUCGCCUGCUCUUGUUCGGAAAGCUUCGAUAAGCUGAACAGCAGCUUGAGCACGCAUUCAAGCUUCGAAGACGUCACGGUGCUCACCGAAGGCGUCAGGCAGAUGACGUCAUCCGAAUGCAUCAAGAAACCUACCUACGCCGAGUCCUAUCUGGGCGAGUUGCGUUAUAGCUACCCCGAAGGCGUCGUUGAAGAGGUCAGGCCGAGCUCUCCAGAAGACCUCGCCGCCACGACGAAGAAACUGGCCGAGAUCUUCGGCAUCGAGCCAUCUGAAGUCGCCAUGCCGCCAAAGAAGACCUACUCUGAUGGCUUCGACAGGAAAAGCAUUGCCGAGCUUUUCGGCCUGCCUUACACUGAAGACGUCCCAACGCCGAGCUUCAUCGAAGAGACGCCGACGUUGGAGAAAGUGGAAGAAGUCUCGAAGCUGAAUCAGAGCGUCGAAGAAGGAUACGUCAACAAGGAGGAGACGUCAGAAGAGAGGUCUCAAGCUGCCCGACGCCCAGCAGUUCGCUACUCCGACAAGUUUAUCCUAAUCCUCGUUUUCGGAUUAGUCUUCACCCACAUCUCUCAGUUCGUAGGCUUUCUAUCUCCUUACUUUGCAAUUUUCUUUAAUAGUGUUCUAUAUGUGUUCUCGGAAGUUUGCCAAUUCUGCUCUAAGAAUCGAACCUCCACGUUUCUCUUCGGUAUCGCUACCGCAGCCGUAUUUUAUCCUUUGCACGUCAUAGCGAUUCUUUAUGUUGAAAUUAUACUUAAAUUAAUCUGGUGCCUUUGGCCUGGUCUUUGGUACAAUUUCGAUAUGUGUGAGUAA